UUGUCGAACAAGACAAUAUCUGCCGAGGAGAUGAGCUGAUAGUUGAUGUGACAGCCUUGCACGUGGUCAGAAUACCUAUAAGUGGAUUUACGCUGUUGCUCCCCUCCGUCCUGUCCAUCAGUCCGAGAUUAGAGCGUGGAAUAGCUAUCGCCAUGGCCCAUACUGCAGUCCCAUCAGGCAAACCCCAUUUAAAUCUCAAGAACGGCCAAGUCACCAGAGAAUGCUCAACGAGUGGUCCAUCGUUACAAGAAACUUUACGUCACAACUCCCACGGGAUUUCGACACAACAAACCUAUAUCGACAGCGAGAGAUCCAACAGAUCGAUCGAGCGUCAGACUGGGGCCUCUGCUUUACAUCUUGUGAGCCAAUCACUGCAAGCACCAGGCGAACAUGAUCCCAUUCCCCAAGCUUCGGUUACUGUUAGAGCUGCUUCUCCAAGAACAAUUCAAAUCAACGAGACACAGGUUUUGCUGGAAAUGCAAGACCGUAGUCAGUCGGACGAUACAACACCAGACCGACACCGUACAUCUCUACUCCAGCUAUUCCAAAUCUGGAGGUGGGAAAUAUUCAGUUGGCUCCUGGGCGCAAUUGGCUUCCUGGCAAAUAUCACACUUAUUUCCGUCUCAAAUGGAGUGCUACAAAAGGACUGGAAGUCAGAUAUUUCGAUUACGGCAUUCGUUGCAGCACUCGCACAAGUUUCUCAGUCGGCCUUGCUGGUCCCAACUGCCUCUUCUAUUGCUCAACUGAAAUGGAAUUGGGUCUUCUCUAUUCGCCGCCCGGCUAUGGAUAUAGAAUGAUUCGAUCUAGCAAGUCGUGGUCCAUAUGGGAGUAUACGCCUCCUUUGGUAUUUGGCUUUCAAACAGAAUUUGGCUUCACUUGGUGCAUUGUCUACCAUACUGCUGCUAGCGUUUCCAACAUUUGUGCAGCAAGCUGUGCAGGU
Boeremia exigua is the source of this 940-nucleotide messenger RNA. RefSeq lists its product as uncharacterized. Lineage: Eukaryota; Fungi; Ascomycota; Dothideomycetes; Pleosporales; Didymellaceae. The record is from RefSeq and is a predicted model, not a curated record. The coding region runs from base 153 to 797 and encodes 214 amino acids. The transcript is spliced from 2 exons.